Molecule: messenger RNA, 1992 nt
Organism: Hypomesus transpacificus
Lineage: Eukaryota; Metazoa; Chordata; Actinopteri; Osmeriformes; Osmeridae
Gene: tubb1
Product: tubulin, beta 1 class VI
Exons: 5
Coding region: 107-1591 (494 amino acids)
Biological process (GO): mitotic cell cycle; microtubule cytoskeleton organization
Cellular component (GO): microtubule; cytoplasm
Molecular function (GO): GTPase activity; structural constituent of cytoskeleton; GTP binding
Source: RefSeq, a predicted model, not a curated record
GGGUGACAUCAUCAGUGAUGUCAUCAGAGCUGCCCUGGUAUUUAAGCGAGGAGGGUGCAGAGGGCAGGGCAGAGAGAAGGCUGGAGAGGCCGUCAUCUGGACCACCAUGAGAGAGAUCGUACAUCUGCAGAUCGGACAGUGUGGGAAUCAAAUCGGCUCCAAGUUUUGGGAGGUGAUCAGUGAGGAACAUGGGAUCAACGCCACAGGGAACUACGAGGGCGACAACGUCCUCCAGCUGGAGCGCCUCAAUGUUUACUUCAACGAGGCACAGGGGGGUAAGUAUGUCCCCAGAUCUCUGCUCAUUGAUCUGGAGCCUGGCACCAUGGACAGUGUAAGAGGCAGCAGGAUCGGAAAGCUCUUUAGACCCGACAACUUCAUCCACGGAAACUCCGGGGCAGGAAACAACUGGGCUAAGGGUCACUACACGGAGGGUGCAGAGCUGGUGGAGCAGGUGAUGGACCGCGUCCGUAGCGAAAGCGAGGGCUGCGACUGUCUGCAGGGGUUCCAAUUGGUCCACUCCCUGGGCGGAGGCACCGGCUCAGGCAUGGGCACCCUCCUCAUCAACAAGAUCAGAGAGGAGUACCCUGACCGCAUCAUGAACACAUUCAGUGUCAUGCCCUCCCCCAAGGUGUCAGACACUGUGGUGGAGCCCUACAACGCCACCCUCUCCGUGCACCAGCUCAUCGAGAGCACGGACGAGACCUUCUGCAUCGACAACGAGGCACUCUACGACAUCUGCUUCCGAACGCUCAAACUGACCACGCCCACCUACGGAGACCUCAACCACCUUGUGUCCCUGACCAUGAGCGGGGUCACCACCUCCCUGCGCUUCCCCGGACAGCUCAACGCCGACCUCCGCAAGCUGGCCGUCAACAUGGUACCCUUUCCCCGCCUGCACUUCUUCAUGCCGGGCUUCGCCCCGCUUACCGCCAGAGGGAGCCAGCAGUACCGAGCCCUCACCGUGCCCGAGCUCACACAGCAGAUGUUCGACCCCCGCAACAUGAUGACGGCCUGCGACCCCAGGAGGGGGCGCUACCUCACCGUGGCGGGGAUGUUCCGCGGGGCCAUGUCCACCAAAGAGGUAGACGAGCAGAUGCUGGCCGUGCAGCAGAAGAACAGCAGCUACUUCGUGGACUGGAUCCCGCACAACGUCAAGGUGGCCGUGUGUGACAUCCCUCCCCGAGGCCUCAAGAUGGCCGCCACCUUCAUCGGCAACAACACGGCCAUUCAGGAGAUUUUCCGCCGCAUCGGGGAGCAGUUCACCCUCAUGUUCCGCCGCAAGGCCUUCCUCCACUGGUACACGGGCGAGGGCAUGGACGAGAUGGAGUUCACGGAGGCGGAGCAUAACCUCAAUGACCUUGUGGCCGAAUACCAGCAGUACCAGGAUGCAACAGCUGACCUGGAGCUGGAGGAGGAGGAGCAGCAGGAGGAGGAGGAGGAGGAGGAAGAGAGACCGUCAUCUAGUAUCGUGACAGUUCAAACAAGAACGGAAACUAAGACUGAGACUGUGAAGGAGACGAGCGCUGAGACUGUGAAGGAGACGAGCGCUGAGACUGUGACGGAGACGAGCGCUGAGACUGUGACGGAGUGAGGGUGUUUGUGAUGGAGUGAGGUGUGUUUGAGACAGGUGGAGGUGAUGCCUUCACUGAGCCACAUGACGGUGUCAGGAAACCUCAACUAUUUUCUCUCAAAAGACUUGAAUUUUAGCUUUUUUCCUUAGUCUUUUACUCAUAUAAGAGUGAACUAUUAAUAAUCAUUCACAUCUUUUAAAAAAAAUGCUGGCUGUACUGCGAUGUUGUUGACUUUUUUAGUUGUUAUAUGAAAAUAAAAUGUGUACAUAAUUUGUAUUUACAGUUUUCUUCCUAUAUCACAAUUAUAUUAUUAAUAUUAAUAAUGUGUCAUUGUACUGUUGUAAACACAACGUGGAUGUCUUAAAUUGGUUUAAAUGAAGAUAAACAGUAUGUGUUUAAAUAAAGUAAUCUUCACAAUUCA